AUGAAGUCGACUAUGGAUAAAGCAAACAGGAUAUGCAUCCAUUUCCGAAUGAAUAAUCGCCCCUGGGCAGGGCCUGGACCAGGUGGUCUGGGUACGUCGGGAAAGUCCAGACCAGCCCUAGAGACCGACCGACCGUGGCCGAGAUUGGCAGCCGAACCUCUCGACCACUCACGCCAGGAGGAAAGCAAGUUUGCAAAGAGACAAGGAGGCAGAAAGCAGAAAAAAAGUCUUGCAGAAAUUACCUCGCCGCACAGCUGCUGUGGCCCCCGAAUCUUUAUAGCGCUUAACAUUACGAAACAUUGCUGGACGUCGUUCCAAUUCGUUGCCGUAGACACCCAGAGGCCCCGCGUAGCGACUAGUCUUGCCGGCCCGGGCCCUUCUUCGCAAGGCCCAGGUUAUCACCCAUCACUGCCCCAAGAUGACAGGAGACCGACCGACUUAGACAACGAUGGACGAAACGAACAUGCCAGAGAACAAUCUAAAGCAAUGCGACCUGUCAUCCCCGUCUUUCCUGGCUUCAACAACCUUCCCGAAGAAGCUUCGCCGGGGCCGCGCCACAACUGA
Molecule: messenger RNA, 564 nt
Organism: Pseudomassariella vexata
Lineage: Eukaryota; Fungi; Ascomycota; Sordariomycetes; Amphisphaeriales; Pseudomassariaceae
Exons: 2
Coding region: 1-564 (187 amino acids)
Source: RefSeq, a predicted model, not a curated record